UCCAGGGGAAGGGGUUUACCGACGUACCCGGAACUGUUUCCAAGGGUUUUUUCUUUUUUUCUGGUUUGCUAAACGCUGCGGGCUCUUGGACGCUUGGCAUCUUAGACCCUUUGGGGGCCGCAAGAGCGCCCCCUUGUCCCGCCCCUUGGCGGGUUCAGCUUCCACCACCAUGGCUCCAGUGUCGGGCUCCCGUAGCCCUGAAAGGGAUGCCUCCGGGGGAAAACGGCGCAGUUCGUCGAGGAGCCCUAAGCCCAGCAAGUCUUCCCGCUCCCCGCGGGGUCGCCGCUCUCGCUCGCGCUCUUGUUCUCGGCUCUGUGACCGGAAUGGUCUGAGCCAUUCGCUGAGCGGCUUCAGCCAAAGCUCUCGAAACCAGUCUUACCGCUCCCGCUCUCGAUCGCGUUCUCGAGAGCGGCCCUCUGCGCAGCGGAGUGCCCCUUUUGCUUCUGCAUCCUCGUCUGCCUAUUAUGGCGGUUACUCGCGCCCCUGCGGGGGCGACAAGCCCUGGCCAAGCCUGCUGGACAAGGAGAGGGAGGAGAGUCUGCGGCAGAAGAGAUUAAGUGAAAGAGAGAGAAUUGGAGAAUUGGGAGCUCCUGAAGUUUGGGGACUUUCUCCAAAGAAUCCUGAACCAGACUCUGAUGAACAUACACCAGUAGAGGAUGAAGAGCCAAAGAAAAGCACUACUUCAGCAUCUAGUUCAGAAGAUGAAAAGAAGAAGAAAAGGAAAUCUGGUCAUUCAAAAGAAAGAUCCAAGAAAAAGAGAAAGAAAAAGUCAUCUAAAAGAAAACAUAAGAAAUAUUCUGAAGACAGUGACAGUGACUCUGAAUCCGAAACAGACUCCAGUGAUGAAGAUACAAAAAGAAGAGCAAAGAAAGCUAAGAAAAAAGAAAAAAAGAGAAAACAGAGGACGAAGAAAUCUAAGAAAAAGAAGUCUAAGAAGAACAGAAAAGACUCCAGUGAUUCAAGCUCCAAAGAGUCCCAAGAAGAAUUUCUAGAGAAUCCUUGGAAGGAUCGAUCAAAGGCAGAAGAACCAUCAGAUCUCAUUGGCCCAGAGGCUCCCAAAACACUUGCUUCCCAAGAUGAUAAGCCUUUGAACUAUGGCCACGCUCUGUUACCUGGUGAGGGUGCAGCUAUGGCUGAAUACGUGAAAGCUGGAAAGCGAAUCCCACGAAGAGGAGAAAUUGGCUUGACGAGUGAAGAGAUCGCAUCAUUUGAAUGUUCGGGUUACGUAAUGAGUGGUAGCAGGCAUCGUCGAAUGGAGGCCGUGCGACUGCGGAAAGAGAACCAGAUCUAUAGUGCAGACGAGAAGAGAGCCCUUGCAUCCUUUAACCAGGAAGAAAGACGGAAGAGGGAGAACAAGAUUCUGGCCAGCUUUCGGGAGAUGGUGUACAGGAAGACCAAAGGGAAGGAUGACAAGUGAGGACUUUCCCACUGUACAAGUGGACAUUUCUAACAUCAAAAAGGAAAUUGUGGGUUCUAGGCAUAAAAAGGUUAUUGUUUUGUUUGUUUUUGGGGUUACUUUUUGAUGUGUGGUUUCAAGCAGUUCAGGUUGGCCUCAGGCUUUGUGGCCAAGGAUGACUCUGAGCUCUUGGUCUCCUGCCUCUACCUUCCAAGUGUUGAGAUUCCAGAUGUGUGCCACUAUGCCCAGCCAAAAAGGCUACUGCGCUCUGGAAUGGCUUUUCAGUGCUUCCGUGCCUUCUGAAUCCUUCAGUCCUUCAAUAAAAGAUGCUUGUUGAUACAAUUAGUAAGUUAUUUUGGGCUUUUUAAGGUUGACCCUAACUUUCUGGUUUGAAAGUCCAAAUUUUGAGUGAAAUCAUGCAAUGUUAGAAAGGUGUCACAGAGAGAAAGUGGCAGCGGCAGCAGAAGUUUAAAUUUUACGUUGUGAUUUGGUGUGAAUAUUUUUAGCUUUAUACAGUGUCUGCCCCUGCCCCAGCAGAACUUGGAAAUGGCAUAUCUCUGUCUUGACUGUGUCACAAAUGGGCUGUUAACAAAAUGAAUGACAGUGUUGCUGUAAAAAGCAAUUCUGGAAUUUGAAAACUGACUGUUUCUAUAGUCUGCCCUAGAAAUGUAUUUUGGGCUAAGUCUACCUCUGCUCUAAAAGCAAGCAAACCAAAAGGCUAACUCACAGAUGUGUGGAAUAGAAAAUGUGAGCAUUAGAUGUUUUAAGUUGUUAAUGAAUUACUUAAGAUAGUUCUUUCAGCUGCCAGGGUGUAGCUCAGAGUUAGAACAUGUGGUUAUCAUGCAUGCGGCCCUGAGCUACAUCCCCAGCAGUGCAAAAAAAAAAAAAAAUUUUGAAAUGCAGUCUUGGGAAGUCUCUUGUUGUGCCGGUAUAAAAAUACUAUUUCUAGCUAAGCUGAUAUUUAUUGAUAGGAUAAUAUCUAAAGGAAUGAACAUCAGGAGUGCUAAUGAGGGAAAAUAUAAUGUCAGUAUUUUAAUUAGCUGUUUCAUGAUAAUGAAAGUAAAAUAUUAAAUGUUUUCAUUUGUGUUCUUUAUGUACUCAGAUUUUUUUUUUUUUUUUUUUGAGACAGAGUCUCACUGUGUAGCCCUGGAUAGCCUGGAAUUCCUAGAAUUCUGCCUGCCUCUGCUUUCCUGGUGCUAGAAUUAGAGGUGUGUGCCACUGCACCUGGCUAUCAGCUUUGAUUUUAAACAUUGUUAAACUCUUCAGCUUUUUUAUAUCAAUCAAUGUCUUUAAUCCCUAACUUUGUAGAAACCCUCCUCACUUUAUCACUGCUCGAAAAGUUGAAUAUAUGUUCUUGGAAAAUGUGUUUUUAGCCCACAGCUGCUGAACUGGCCAGCAGUUAGCAUGUAGCAACAUCUGUGAUCUUUGAACUUGAAAUGAUUUCACUGUAUCUGUUCUUCUCAGUCUAGUAAGUCUGCAGUUUCCUAAAACUUCAUGGAAACUAGCUUCCAAAGUUUCAAGUCUUACUGUUUCCUACACCUCCUCAUGUCAUACAAUGUAAAGUUUAUAAUUCCUACUUUAAACUUUAUUCUGGGGGGGCAUUAGAUUUUGUUAACUGGCUCCUAGCGACUGGAUGAAUAUGUUUUCAUUUUUCUUAGGUAAUGUAGUUUAAAUGCAACAAUUUUAUGGUGUAUAAGUAUUAUGGGUUUUAUUUCGAUUCUUCUCUUGUAUAGAAUAGACACAGUCAAUGAAAGAAAAGAUAGGAAUUUAUUUCAAAACCUACCAUUCCUUGAGUCAGUUCAUUCGGAUAAGAUCUGCAAAGACCAGCUUUAAUAGCAGAUCCUUUAAAAAAAAGUGGAAGGCUAAAAGUAUUUUAUUUUUAGCUUGAGUUAUUGCUUCAAACUGUGUUUUAUCACCUGAGCUCUAAGCCAGCCACUGUUUGCAAAGGCAAAUCUUCCUGGUUUACACACAUAUGCACACACACGCGCAUACACACGUGCGCGCACACGCACACGUGCACACACAUGCGCACGCAUGCACGUACACACAUGCACACACGUGCGCACACACAUGCACGUACACACAUGCACACACACGUGCACACACAUGCGCACACACACAUUUGUAAUUGAACAAACAUUGAGUUAGGACUUCUUUUUGCUACACUCCCAGUGAACAAGAUGGUGGCUAGGGUUCUAGCUGUAUUGUUCAAGUUCUUUAGGCCCAUUUAAAAUCUAUGUAGAAUGAUUGUAAUUUAAAUACUUCAUUUUGUUCUGUAAAGAGACUUACCUAGUUUCUUACCUCUUCACCUGUUGUUCACAGGGUUUUCUCUCCUUUUUAAAUUGUUGUACAAAGAUAAUAGUUAAAAAAAUAGAAGACUUGCUCAGUCCUACCACAUGUCUUGUUUGUUACAAGUAUUCUGUGUUCCUUGUAUGUCUUUGUCACUCAAAGUAUAGUGUAAAUUUGUCUUGGACAUUUUAAAAUUGUGUGACCAAGCUUAGGAGUCUCAUAAGGAAGGUAGGAAUACAUGAUGACCCAGUGUGAAGGUAGAAACAAGACCAGAAAAGAAUAAGGGCGCUAAUCCCUCUCUAGUUCAUUGUACUAAUAAGCAUGUGAUGUGUUCUAGAAGCCAAAACAUUCGGUUUCAGAAUUUGGCAGUGAGGCUCACCUUACAGUAGAAGAGGUCUGUGAGUAAGCAAACCCUUCAGACUGGGUAGUAUGAGCUCAGAAGUGUUGCCGUUUUGUUACCCAGCAUACCCAUAAAAAUGUGUAUCAAGCCGGGAGGCAGGCACAGAGAAGGACCAAACAGCUAAGGGCCAAUGGGUGAACUUGAGCAUUGUUGGAAAUGCAACUCUGUGCUUGCCAAACUCCAAAAUCAUGAUAUAGUGUUGACAAAAACCUUUUCAAAAACAGAAAACAACUUAUUACAGAAUGGAUAACGAAUAAAAGCAAAAAUGCAGUUGGGUUGUGUACCACAAGUUUAUUAUUCAAUAAAUAUUAUGUGGUUUGA
This is a messenger RNA of Microtus oregoni (creeping vole), 4406 nucleotides long. Its product is annotated as NF-kappa-B-activating protein. Gene Ontology annotation, biological process: negative regulation of DNA-templated transcription. The transcript is spliced from 9 exons. Lineage: Eukaryota; Metazoa; Chordata; Mammalia; Rodentia; Cricetidae. The coding region runs from base 170 to 1417 and encodes 415 amino acids. The record is from RefSeq and is a predicted model, not a curated record. Gene Ontology annotation, cellular component: nucleus. Gene Ontology annotation, molecular function: chromatin binding.